Apis florea (little honeybee) is the source of this 5351-nucleotide messenger RNA. Its product is annotated as Calcium-independent receptor for alpha-latrotoxin. Gene Ontology annotation, cellular component: plasma membrane. Gene Ontology annotation, biological process: G protein-coupled receptor signaling pathway; cell surface receptor signaling pathway. Gene Ontology annotation, molecular function: carbohydrate binding; G protein-coupled receptor activity. The record is from RefSeq and is a predicted model, not a curated record. NCBI's taxonomy places the organism in Eukaryota, Metazoa, Arthropoda, Insecta, Hymenoptera, Apidae.
AUGGUGGCUAAAAAGGGAAGGAAAAUACCGGCAACGACCACGACAACGUCCCGUCCGAGUCCUCCGUGGUUCAUGACUUCUCAGCCGAGCGUUUGGAGCACGGCUAAGCCGACUGUCAGGCCUCCCUCGAGGAUUACGACACCCUCGGCUCAGCAACCGCCGCAGCCACCAGCACCGUCCACCCCGGCGCUCCCGAUAACCACCACUCCAAGUCCCACGUCGACGAGGUCGCCGCUCGAUAUGGAGGUCGAACUGGACCAAGACUUAAUAUCUCCUGCCAAUGUUCCGUCUGCGAAUGCACCGGCCAUGCCUCCGAUCGUUCCUGAGACCACUCAACCCACAACCACGUCGACCUUUGCCCCUUGGAGAACGAGUCGAAGGACCACUGUGCCGAGUACCUUAUACCCGGAGUCGAGCUCGAACGGGCAAUGGUACGACUACGGCAGACAAGUGUGUCCCCCGGUGAUAGCCAGGAACCUGUCGUGGAACACGACCAGGGCGGGCGAUGUCGCUGUCCAGAGUUGUCCAGGCGGUGCAAACGGUUUGGCGCGUUGGAGAUGCCUGGCCAGGGGAGACACCGCCUUCUGGCACAGGGACAGCCCGGAUCUGAGCGAGUGCCGCUCCGUUUGGCUCACCACGCUCGAGAACAGGGUGACGGAAGGCGACGUGAUCCUUGGAAUCAGCCGUGAACUGUCCCAAGUGACCAACAACAGCAGAGGGCUUUACGGUGGCGACAUGAUGAUCACGACGAAGAUCAUCAAGAACAUGGCGGAGAAGAUGGCGCAGGAUAUAAGAACGUAUCAGGACGCGAAUCAGAGGGAGGUGAGCGUGACCGAGCUGCUCCAAGGUGUCGUGAGGACGGGUAGCAACCUGCUGGACAAGGCGCAAAUGGCGUCGUGGAAGGAUCUGAGCCAUCAGGAGCAGAUGAGAGUCGCGACCUCUUUAUUGAUCGGCCUCGAGGAGAACGCGUUUUUGCUCGCCGACACGUUGAUGCACGAGAAAACGAUCACUCACGAGGGAAGGAACAUACUGAUGGAAGUACGCGUGUUGGAUGCACGAAACAUCGGUGACGAUUUAGAGAUAUUCCCGACAGAGGCAGCUCAACAGAGGUGGACAGCCUCGAACGAUCGUGUCGAGUUAACUAGAGGAGCUUUGCUAGAGAACAGCGAGGGUGGCAUUGUCCGUUUGGUCUUCAUGGCCUUUGACAGGCUUGAGGAGAUCUUGCAGCCGCAAGCCGAGGUGUCAUCGUUGGUCAUGAACGACGAGCAGCAACCAUUACCGAAAAGGAACACGACCAGGCUUCUAAAUAGCAAAGUGAUCUCCGCGUCUUUAGGCAAAGGAAGGCAUAUUCAGCUUAACGAGCCUGUCAGGGUCUAUUUCAAGCAUUUAUCUAUAGAGAACGUUACCAAUCCGACUUGUGUAUUCUGGGAUUACAUCUUAAGCGCUUGGUCAGAGGAGGGUUGCGAAAUACGGAAAACCAACGAGACUCACACGGUGUGCGAGUGCAAUCAUCUUACAAAUUUUGCCGUUCUAAUGGACGUUCACGCUGUCAGAUUGGACAUAGCUCACCAGGUCGCGUUGCAAAUCAUCACCUAUAUCGGUUGUAUCAUUUCCGUCGUUUGCCUGGUUCUGGCAAUUCUGACCUUUCAAUUAUUUCGUGGAUUGAAGUCGGACAGGACAACGAUCCACAAGAAUCUCUGCGUGUGCCUGUUGAUCGCGGAAAUUUUAUUCGUUUGCGGAAUCGGGCAAACGAACCAGAGAAUUGUCUGCGGUAUCGUCGCUGGAUUAUUGCAUUUCUUUUUCCUUUGCGCAUUCGCCUGGAUGUUCCUCGAAGGGUUCCAAUUAUACGUGAUGCUGAUCGAGGUGUUCGAAGCGGAAAAAUCAAGGCUGCGCUGGUAUUAUCUGAUCGCCUACGGUGCUCCAUUACUGGUCGUGGCCAUUUCUUGUAUAAUCGAUCCUCUCAGUUACGGAACCGAUCGAUAUUGCUGGUUACGAGCGGACAACUACUUUAUCUUCAGCUUCGUUGGACCAGUGAUACUCGUUAUACUGGCGAACUUGGUAUUUCUUUCGAUGGCGAUUUAUAUGAUGUGCCGACACGCGAACACAACCGUAGCGAUGAAGAGUAAGGAGCACUCGCGAUUGGCCAGCGCAAGUCGAUCGAUUCAUGUUUCUCAAUAUAAUUGCAUAUUCAUCCUUCGUCGUAUCGAUCAUCCUUCGAAAGAUCGUUUCCUUACUUUUACUUUAUUUUUUUUUUUUUUUCUUUUUUUGAAAUUCAUCGCGAACGAGAAACUAACGCGCCGCUCGCACUUGCCUUGGUUCUUCUUGUGCACCGUUAAAAAAAACUUUCGUUCGGGGGGUGGGUUUGCUUCGCCAUUGCAGGUGAGGAAGGAAUACAGGAAGUUCGUGCGCCGCCACUCCUGGUUGCCCAAGUGCCUCAGGUGCUCCAAGACGGUGGCCGGAAGCUCCGGUGGUUCUUCCGGUACCAGCGGCGGCGGUGGUGGCGCAAAUGGCGGCAAGGACUUCGGCUCUCACAACACCUCGUCGAAUCCGUCGGCGCCUACCACAGACAGCUCCGGAUUGUCGCCGCACGCCGCCUCCAAUGUGGGUACAACAACGACCACGUCACCGCCCAACAAUCACAACAACCUGACCGCCGCCUGUAACAAUACGAAUCUUUCGAUAAACGUGAACCUGAACAAUUUGUCGCUGAGGUCGCCGGUCGGGGCACACCAGAUGCACAUGAUGGCACCUAGCAACCACAAUAGGCAUCCCGCUCAGCAAGAACAUUCUUUUAAAUCGUAUUCCCGGGACUCGGGGCACGGCGGGUCCGAGCAGGAAGACUCGCCCAGGACGCACAACACGAUGACCCUGGGCCACUCCGGGCGGAACCGCGGCGCGAGAGGGAUCAACGAGGGGAUGAACGAGAUGAGCGGCAACAGGACGACCGGCGGGGGCGGCGGCGGCAGACGAGCCGCGAUGCCGUACAAGCACAAGUACACGGAGAUCGUGGACGGUCGCGUGAACGGGCCGGGUCAUCACCAGCUGCACGCCCACCACGGCCAACACGUGCACCUGCCGCGGGACCUGGCCAACGAGGACGAGCCCGUUUACGAGGAGAUCGAGCGGGGGGGCGGGGGCGGUGGCGGGGAGAUCCAAGUGUCGGACAUGUCGGACGAGGAUGGGAGAAGGCAGAGCGACAUGAGCAGGCAAUCGUCGAGAAGUUACGGGGAUCACAGGCCGUUGAUCCCGUACUCGCCCGCCACCGACAGAAAUCUAAUGCAUUAUGGGCAAACGUUGACGGAUCGCGGAGGUGGGAACAUCCAUUGCGACGAGUACAGCCCCGCGUUCGAGAGGACACUCAACACUUGUUGGGAGAAGUUGAGAAAGCAGCAAGCAUGGUACGAGAGGGGCGAGUUGCCCCGGCUUCCGGCCAGUUACGGCAUACCGCCUCAGCCGGACCACACGAGAACAGUCGCGGUUCUGGACGGGCACACGGUCGUCUGUCAUCUGCAGCCGCAGACGGACAUGUACACAGGCCGCGGGAUGCCACCCCCUUCGUACAGCGAGUGUUAGGACGCCCCCUAAGGUGCCAGCAUCUUGUCGUCCUCUUCGUCUUCCUUCCGCACGAAGGAUGAUGGAUGGGUGGAUGGAGCAGUUUCUCGCCUCUCGAGACGCCGCCGUUUUCGAUCGUUGGAGAUCGACGGAACGAUCGAUCGUGCGCUUCUGCGGCACAACGUUUGUCAUGGAAGGGGAUCGGAUCUCUCGCGAAAUCUCGCGAUUCCGAGAGGGAUCGCGCGGAUAGAGAAUUGGAGAGGAUGAUCCCUUCUUGAACAACGGCGGUCCGUUCCCGAUACGAAGAAAACGAUCCACGAUACGAUCGACGCGCGUCUCGACCUCUACGUUUCAGCACGGAUGAACGAGAAGAAUUGUGAACGAGUUUCUAGCUCAAACGCGACUCUACGGUUGCCCCGUUGCGUUUCUUAGCCAUAAGCGGGCACGGCCCUUCGCCGGCCGUUCUCGACUCUCCUUUGUUUCUGUUUCCGUUUAUAUAUAUAUAUAUAUUAUUUUUUUUUUUUCUUUUCGAGAAUUUGCGUGCACCCGCGCAAUGUCCACGCCAACGGACGUGUCUGUCGUCUCCGGUUCAAGAAUCGUGCGAGUGUGUGACGAAACGCCGAGGAGUAUCUGUGAAUACGAUAGUGUGAAUUAUUACAGAAAAAAGGAAAAAAGAAAAAAAAAAAAAAGAAGAGAAAGAACAAUCACGAAGAACACAAUCUUGUUGAAGUUAAUUCGAUAAUCGUCGUUGUAACCGUCGAAGAAGCUGUGCUCGGGCUUUGGAAUUGGCUCAUUGACGAAACGACGCGCGGAUACGAUGUCGUGCGAAGAACGAUAAAACGUGACGAGUCCUCUUCUAGGUUUACUUAAGAUUUUGCUUACGGGGAAACGCUUACGGAGCUCGAGGUUUCGAGGAGUGCGGAUUGUCAAUGAAAAUUCGUACGUGAUGAUCGUUCAACGCACGUAAUAAUGUUGGAGAUAAUUAUUUUCCUUCCCUUCUUCAGGAUGUUGUUCUUGUUCGUUAUCGAUCAUUAUCCUCGAAGCCUGUCCCUCGUACGCGUUCACGUAAAAGAUCGAGGUAAUAAAGAUUUCUUCCUCGAUGAUCUCGUCGAUGGCUGGCUACGCUCGUUAACGAAACAAAAAGAAAAAGAAAAAAACGAUUCGAGAAAUAAUAAUGAGACAUAUCGAGAUCGAUGAGAAAGUUUGUGGGCGGGAAAAAAUCGUUCGUUAACGGGUCAUUCGAUCGAUGAGAAUUCGAUUUGGAUCCCCAGCGAAGGGAAUCAACGACGACACGAUAAAGGAAUCUGAUGCCCGUCUGUUUCCUUCGAACGUCUCGACUUUCAUCGAACCGGGGGCCGGGGGAUAGGGGGUGGGAGGAUGAGGGGGAGGGAGAGGGGAGCGUUCGAUGACAUAUCGCGGAAUUGCUGAUCGAUAUCGACCUCGCCAUAGGAAGAAGAAAAGAAAAAAAAAAAAAAACUAAAGUUAAACAUAAAAUAAUCGAUCGACGCUUACUUCGAUUAAUCAUUAUCGCGUUACAUUAGUGAUCGUAUCGUAGAGUUACUUCUAAAGUCGCCAGAUUUAGCUUUUCGUGAAAAUUUCUGCGACACGAUCUGCUUCGGAAGGUAACGAUUUAUUCGUGAGAUAAAAAAAGAAAGAAAGAAAGAAAGAAAGAAAUCUUCGAGUUCCGGAGAUAGAAGAAAAGAAAAGAAAAGAAAAAGAAAGAAAGAAAGAAAGAACAGAAAGGAAUGUCCAUUUUAAACCGAGUAAGAAAGAUUAGUAGUUUAACGUUAACCGCGGUU